AAUUCACUGCUCGUUGAAAUUCCUCCGUAUCGAAACCAAAGACUCUCCACUCCGGUCCACGUGAACUUCUACGUCUGCAACGGCAAGAGGAAAAGAAGCCAGUACCAGCGCUUCACCUACGUCCCUGCUAAUGUUCCCACAAUAAAGACGGAGCCACAUGACGACUUUGACGCCCCUCUGGUGUGCGGCCAGCACGCCCCCGGCCUGUCCUUGCUCCAAAAGCCAUACUUCUCCCCUCAGGUCGUGACCCCGAUGGUGCCCUCGGACCCCAGGCCAUGUGUGGUGGGCGGAGCUUACUCUCUCAGCCAGCAAAGAUUGGCAGCCAAGCCUUCACCGCUGCCCUCCCCGUCCUCUCCUAGCACCAGCCCCAAACUGCACGACCUGUCUCCGCCUCUCUUCACAAAGUGCCUCCCUGCGGCCCCUGCGAUCCAACCGUCCCCGAUCCCGCACGUCUCCAUCAUCCAGGAGACACCCGGGCGCUUCCAGCCGCCAAGCCUCUACCCACCCAGCAGCUCCUCCUCCUGCUCCUCCCCGGCCUCACCCUCAACUCCAACUGACGCCCCCUUUUCCCCGCCGCUCAGCAUGACAGCAGCGCCGCCUGUUAGCAUUAGCACCAGCCCAGGAGCUCAGCAGCACCCCAAGGCGUCAGAGAGUGGGCGGGAUGACCUGCAGGAGGAAGGCAGCCCCCCUGCUUUGGCUGUCAGCAUCAAACAAGAACCACAGGAGCUGGACCAGAUGUACCUGGAUGAUGUCAAUGAGAUCAUCAGGAACGACCUGUCCAGCAUCUCCGUCCACAGCCACGCGUAGCUUCCUGUCGCAUUUGAAAACUGUCACAGGAAACAAGAAGAAAGGGAAACACCAGACUGAAAUAGACUUUAUGCUUUUCAUGCUUGGACUACAGCAUGCAGGAAGCGGCAAAAAGGAAAUGCAAGGAGAACAAAUGUAAAUCUAUCGUGCAGAUGACCAGGGUCCAACACGUGCCUUGUUUUUCUUAUAUAAUGCAUUUAGAAAUGAAUUAUACGACAAAUACAUCCAACUAAGACUGCCUUUUUUGAAUACAUGUAAAUUGAUUAUGUAGCAACCAAAACUGCCAUCCCAACCCCACACAGCAAAGUAUGCUUUUAGAGGACCAAACAUAAUUUUGUAUGUCUCUUUUUUUGUGCUGCGAUUGUAAAUUGAUUCAGUGCCUUUGAGUUAUGUGAUUUGUAUAUACAGUAUGUGUAGUGCUUUAGUUUGCAUAUCUGACUUCAGAGAGAGAGAGAAUGAGAAGAGAAGUGCCUUUUUAACUGGAAACAGAAAAUUGUGGCCUGCACAUUUUCAUGUUCAAAAUGAACUAUGAAAGUUUUUUUUGAAGUUACACAAAUAUAUAUAUAUAUUUUUUGUUACAUGUAUCUAAUAUGGGGAAAUGUUAUGACAAGUACCAAUAGCACAAAUGGAGUAUUGUCACAGGGACGGCACGGCUUAAACAGUAAAUGAUUGUCAUUCUAAUAACGGCUAAAAGUAGCUACAAAAUGCUAAUGGUCAUACCUGAACAACUAUCAAUCAAUACAUCUUUUUUUAUUCAUAUAGCGCUGAAUCACAACAAAAGUCAUAUAAACUUUGAACAUCCAGAGCAGGUCGAGAUUGAACAUUUUGAAGUAUCAUUUACUUAGACCCAAUAAUCCACCAUAACUAAGCACCUAGCAACAGUGGAGUAGAAAACAACAACAUGUAGAAAACUCGAGCAGGACCAGACUAGCAUGUGGACAGCCAUCUAUCUUGAUGCUAUAGCAACGACCCCCCCCCUUCCCCCAGCUCAUAUAAUAUUUGGUUAGACAUUUUUUAUUGACAUUUGUUCGUGCAAUUAUAUAUUGAAUAUUUGAAUAAAUUUUCUGUAUUCACUACCAACAAUAAGCACUUAACCACUUAACCUGUGGUGUUACUUCGGGCUGUUUUAUUGAGACAACAUGUCACCAUCACUUGAAGUUACAGAACAACGCCAAAACGUUUCCGAUGAUGUUUGCCAAACCUUGGAGUUUGCGUUUACAGUUUUUAAAAAGUCACAGAUUGAUAAGUCAUUUUGGGUCACUUUUAGAAUAAAAUAUCUCCGUCCAUAUAACGUGUUUACAGACUUGAAAUUAACCUUAACUUUGGAGUUAACUGCUGGCUACAGUUAUUCUGUCUUGACUUGUAUCUAAAGAAGAAAUCAUCUCGGGUUUGUCAAAGCAUGACUUUUCCCUGGAAGCUAUGCAAUGAGCAGUUAGCAUUAGCCUCUCAAAGAAUGUAAACAAUCACCGAUACAACAUAAAAACGUCUCUAAUCCAAAGAACAGCGGUGAACAGCAAUACAGAAAUAUAAGUUCUUUCAUGUUUUUUGUAUUUUCAUAUUUAUUCUCUUAGCAUGUGCUCUGUUUAUUCAUGUUUAUCAUAAAAACAUCUUUUACAUGCUUACCUACAUACUGUGGUUUAUCUACUCAUUUGUUUAUUAUAGAAAAACGGAAUGAGCUUUCACACUUGUUCCCAGUUUUUAUAUGUAUUUAUGAGUCUUAAUCUUUGUAACUGAAGGCCUAAAAGAAGCCAUACGGAAAUGUUUACCGUGGAGAUAUUGUUAGACUACACAGCUCAUUACGUGUGCUUUGUGACCUAUUUUGUGUAUUUGUCAAUAAAUGCGUCUUCAUCUCUCAUGUUAA
This is a messenger RNA of Labrus bergylta (ballan wrasse), 2668 nucleotides long. Lineage: Eukaryota; Metazoa; Chordata; Actinopteri; Labriformes; Labridae. The record is from RefSeq and is a predicted model, not a curated record.